Messenger RNA from Prorocentrum cordatum, 15230 nucleotides. NCBI's taxonomy places the organism in Eukaryota, Dinophyceae, Prorocentrales, Prorocentraceae. The record is from the annotation of a GenBank genome assembly.
GUGGGCCGCCAGAGGUUUGGACCCCUUCCCAGGGACAGGCGUUUCGCCCUGAGACUUCUUCUCACGGUCCCAGUGCCCGGCGAGGGCCCCUGGAGGCCGAAGAUAUGAAAAUUGCCCGUCGCGUUUUUGCUCACGCCGCGAGGGUGUCUAUGUUCCUUGUUCCUACCAUGCAGGAUGAAAAGCCCCCGCCACCCCCGUGCCCGAUGCUCGUCCGCUUCCCCGACGACGGCGCAGUUGACGCGAAGGACGCCCCCGCCCCCGCCGCCCGCUGCGUGCAGCUGGCCUGGCACGACCGGGCGCAGGCGUACAAGCUGCAGAGCCGGCUGUACCUCGGCGGCGGCGAGGAGGACGGCGCCGAGAACCCGUGGGCGGACGUCGAGCACGUGGAGCCCCGCCCCGCGCACGGCCGCGCCGACGUGCACCUGGCCACCGGCCUCCACCACGCCCGCGCCGAGUUCCGGCUCGCGUUCAGGCAGCCCGGCGUCGGCAUGACCAACUGGUGCUCCGCGCCCACCGACCCGGUGGCCACCGUGGUGGACCCGCCCACGAGGCCCGCGGCGGAGGUGGCCGUGCGCGGCGACUACUGCAGCCUGGCCGUGCGGCUGCGGUUCACCUCGACGGACGACGGCACCGCCCUCGCGGCGAAGCGGGAGGCGGAGGCCGCGGGCGCCGGGCCCUGGGCGGCCUACCCGGCGCUCGGCCUGUGCCGCGCCCAGGUGCGGUGGCGGGUGCUGCGCCGGGCGGCCUCCGACCAGGAGCCCACCGGCGCCGCAAGUGCCAUGCGCGGACCCUUGCCGCCGGCCGCCAGCGCAGGCCACAAGGAGACCGGCCCCGUCGUGGAGCUCGGGCGAUCCACGUGCCCGUUCGACCCCGCGUCGGGCAGCUGGGCGGUGCUGCUCGAGGGCGUGCCGCACGGCCUGGUGGUGUGCGCCGAGGUCCGCGUUGGCACCGCCUUGCGUUGGUCCGCCUGGUCCGAGGAGUCCGAGGAGCUCGAGACGACAGUGCCGCCCCCACUGCCCAUGGGCCCAGUGGAGGUGGUGUCCUGCACCGACUCGUCCGCCAAGGUCCGCUGGCAGCCGUUCCAGCUGGCGGGCAGCUUGUCCCUGUGCGAGUACCGCGUGACCAUCUGCCACCUGGAUGAUGGGCCGCAGACCGUCGACCCCGACUGGCGCGGGCCGGGCGCGCAGAUCGGGGGCAUCUUCACGGCCGCCUCUGGCCCCGGCCAUGUGGAGUACGAGGCGCGCAUGCUGAUGGCGGACAUGUUCUACGCCGUCCGCGUGGACGCCCGGUACCCCUUCGUGGGCGAGCGGGGCUGGGCGGAGACGCCCUCUGUCACCGAGGCGCCCAUCCACACGGUGCUUGGCGACCGGCCGCCCCCGCUGGCGCCUGUGCCCAUUGCGACGGACGAGGUGGAGGCGAUUCUGCUGGCCGGCCAGGGCCGCGGCGGCGCGCCGGCGACAGCCCCCUUCCCAGACAGCGCGGCGUGGCUGGCGUUGCUGGUCGACAGCGCGGCGGCGGCGGAGUACCGCGUCGAGUGGGCCCCGACCGCGCUGCGGGCGCCGCCAGGCGAAGUGGAGGGCGAGGAGCAGGACGGCCAGAGCGGCGGAGCAGGCGGCGGGCGGAGCGCGGAGCAGGGCCGCGAGCGAGUGCCUUUCCGCCCCGUGGCGCAGCAGCGGGUGAUCGGCACCAUGUCCCCUGCCGGGCGUGGCUGGACGGCCCUAGCGGUGCUGCUGCACCCCGACGAGGAGCCGCUCACCGACGGGCCAGUGGUGUGCCGCCUCCGGCACAAGGCCGCCUCCACGGUCGCCCCGCACAUGGGCACGGGUUCCACCUCCGCGCCAGUCGCGGCGCAGCUGGCCGCCCCCGCGCAUUGUCUGGCCCAGGUCAGGUACUGCCCGCGCCGCCGCUCGCACGGGAUGAUGGUGCGCCUCUUCCUGGGCUCCGCCCUGGCCGAGGGCGGCGCACAGGGGGGCGGCGUGAGUCUGGACGCCCUCAGCGUCGCGGCGGAGAUCAGGAAGGCGGCGGGCGCCGCGCCAGAGAGCGGGGGCACCUCGCGCCAUCUCGCUGGCCACGCGUUCGUCGGCAGGGCCCAGGUGCGCGUGAGGCCGCAGACUUCGGGCUGGGACGCGGGCGAGGCCGAGCCCUCCCUCGGGUGGGUGCUGCUGCCGCCGCGCGCGCUGCCGCCCGCGUGCCCCAGCGCCACCAGGCCAGGCCCCGCGCCGCCCGCGGGCGAGGGCGCGCUCUCCGCCGCCGCAGCGCUUGCGCUGGACGCGGGCGACCGGCACGAGUUAUGGCUGUGGCCCGAGGACGGCCUGGCGGCCGGCACCACGUACGAGGUGCAGGUGCGCGUGGGCACCUCCUCGCGGUGGUCGCCGUGGGCGGAUGCCGCCUGUCCAGCGGUCACGUUCGCCACCUCCGCGCCAAUGAUGGUCGCCACGCCCACCGCCCAUUUUCUUUGCGAGACCCUUGGCCCCACUCUGGCCUCCCUGCGGUUCCCGCCGUUCCAGCUUGCCGCGGGGGCAACCAGCGCCGAGGUCACAGUGACGGCCACGCCGAGGUUCCAUGCCCAGGAGCAAGAGGAAGCGACGGGUCUUGCCAUCGAGAGCGCGCCGGCGGCAGCCGGCGAGGCCGCCGUCCCCGUCGUCACGGUAGUCAACACCGAACAGCGGGCAUUCCCCUUCGACGAGGAGCUGAUCGAGCGAAUCGCCACUCCCGAGUUGUUCGAGGAGAUCGCGGGCCUGACACCCGCGCAGGCGUCGCAGAAGGUGGACAAGCGGCUGAAGCAGGAGAGGGACCACGAGCUCGGCCUGCUCUUCGAGGGGUACGAGGGCAGCCCGAUCAGGCUGGACGUGCCUGGCCUGCUGCCUGCCACAAGCUACGAGUUCUCGGUGGUGGCGCGGUACCCCGAGUCCGCAGGCGUUGCCCCGCCCAGCGAACCGCUCGUGGAGGUCGCUCAGACUCCGUGUGGUCUCGGCCCGCCCUUGGCGCCCAUCGUGCUGGAGGUGCCUCUGGCGGGUGCUGGCGCGGUCGGCCCCUGGAGCAGGACGGCCCUGCUCGAGAUCGAGGACAGGCCCGGCUACUGCCUGCAGCGCGUCGACGUCCCGAGCAGCUGCUGGUACGAGGGGCGGAAGAGGGCGGGCGCGAGCGGCGGCGAGGACUCUCACGGCUGGUGGUCCGACGCGCUGAUUCAGGAGCGGUCCGUCGUCCUCGCGGGCGAGUGGGCGGCAGUGCCCACCAGGCCGCUCCUGGACCGACCGGGCAGCGCGGGCAGGGUUUGCGUCGUGGCCGAAUUGCCUGGCUUCGACCGCGGCGACCAGGGCGGGCAGUCGAACCAGGAGCUCCCGGACGUGGUCUGCUUCCGGCUGGGGACGGCGGAUCGCGGGUCGUGCCACCCGUGCCGCUGGAUCGGCGUCCCUUCGGAGCCCGUCGCCACGUGCAUCGCGCCCGUGGCGGCCGAGCCCGCACCCCGCCCCGCGCUGCAGGACAGGGCCUGGCGCGUGGACGUCUUCUUCCUCGCGCACACCGCGUCCCGCCCUCCCGGCGACGUCACGGUGGAGCAGUCGCGGGCGCAGCUCGCCGCUUGGUGGAGCACCGGCUUCUCCGAGUUGCCGCCCGAGCCCCCGAGCGGCGAGGCGCUGACGGCCAUGCCGGACGACGAGCCCGACGACGAGCCGCCGCGAGAGGAGGCGGCGUUCGUUCCCGCGGGCUACGGGCACCGCGCCGUGCGGUGGGCGCAGGCCCGCGUCCGGGAGCGGGGUGCUGGGAGGGGCGCCUGGCAGGAGUUGGAGCAGGUAGCCAUCGCCGACUGCCGCGCAAGCUCCGAUGCGGGGUCGAAGGCCUCCAGCCUUGGAGACCUCCACGCUCUCCAGCUCAGCGGUGCCGACCCGACGCUGGGGGAGGGCAAGGUGUACCAGGUCCAGGUGCGCAUCGGCGACGGCUUCCGCUGGUCGGACUGGUCCUCCUCCUCGCGCCCCUUCCGGCACGAGGCGCCCCCGCCAGAGCGGCCCGGGGGACAGCUGGAGGUCGCCACCCUGUCGGCGAGCGCGGCGCGCCUGCGCUGGCCCGCCUUCGCAGUGCCAAAGGGCAUCACGGAGGUCGAGUACCGGCUGCUGGCCAUUCCCGUAGCCGCCGCCGUCGGUGCCCAGGGCGCCCACGCGGUGGAGACGCUGCAGACUCUGCCCGCGGGGGCCCGCGGUGAGCCGCUCGAGGCGCAGCUCCUGGGGUUGCUGCCCAGCACGGCCUACGUCCUCUCCGUCUCGGCGCGCUACCCGUGCGUAGGCUAUCGCUCGUGGUGCGACCCGCUGACGUGUGGCCCGCUCGCCCUGGACGACGCGCAGGCGGAUUGGCCAGCGCCCCCGCCGCCGGCGAUGUUCCCAGGCGGCGGCCCCAGUCCGCUGGCACUGGCGCCGGAGGGGGUGCCCUUCUUCUGCGGCGGCGAGCGGGCCUUGCUGGUGGGCUUCCCAGACACGGCGCGGGCACCCGACGGCAUCCGAUACGCUCUCGAGUACAGGCACGUGGGCCUGGCGGCGGAGGAGGACCGGACGGCGCCCUCUGGCGGCGAGGGGCCCUCCUCCUGGAUGAGGCCGCUGGAGGUGCUCCCGGCAGACGUCUCCGACCGCCACUGCGAGGAGGCGCUGGGCGCGGCCGUCGCGCCGUGGAAGGUGCCCCCCGCGCUCUGGCGCGUGCGCCUGCCCGGGCUGCGCCGGGGCGGCGCCGGCGGGUCAGCCGCGGAGGAGGAGGAGGCCCUCUGGCACGCCCACGCCCAGAGGGUGCAGUUCCGCCUCGCCGCCGAGGCGCGCGGCGAGUGCCCCGUCACCCGCUGGUUCUCGGGCGCCUCGGCGCCCGCCUGCGCGGCGAUGGCCCCGCCGCUGGCGCCGCGGAGCGCCCUGCUGGUGGCGGAGCGCGAGCUGGGCGUCGCGGCGAGCUUCUGCCUCUGCCUGCGGCUGGCGCCUGGCCGCCUGCCCAGCGCUGGCCCGCCCACCCUCGGGGGCGCUGCCGAGGCGGGCGGGGCCCCGCCCGCCCUCGGCGGCGCGGCCGUGGCUGGGGCGGCCUGCGAGGACGCCGAGGCUCACGGCUGGCUGCCCGAGGGCUUCGGGCACGCCUUCGCCACGAGGUUCCAACUGCGCUCCAGGCACAGCCCCCGGCCGCCGGGGCCGCCGUCGGCGGACGGCAGGCGGCCGAUGGGACUGCCCUGGUCCGCCUGGGCGUGCAGCCCGGACGCCCCGCUCGCGGCGGCCCAGGGGGAGGACGCCCCCGCGGAGGGCGAGCACUGGGUGCGGCACUCCUCGCGACUGCCCCUGCCGCCAGGGGAGCUGCUCGACUACGGGUCAUGGUACCAGGUGUCGGUGCGCGUCUCCGACGGGCUGGCCUGGUCCGACUGGUCCGUGUCCUCUGCGCCCGUAAAGGUCUACGUCGCGCCUCCGAAGCCGGAGCAACCGGACACUGACAAGCUUUCCGUGGAGAAGGUGGGCGGCGGCACGGUGCGCCUGCGCUGGCCGCCGCUGCGCGGCUGUGGCGGCCUGAAGGCCAUCGAGUACGGCCUGUUUAAGAGCGAGGCCUUGAAGGACGGGUCGGCCAUGGGUGAGCGCCGGCUCGCGGCGCUCUUCCGGGGCCACACGCCCACAGGAGGGCAGGGCGGGGCCGACGUGACCUCGCACGUGCUGACCGACCUCCGGCAGGACACCACCUACGUCUUCACCCUGGCGGCCCGGUACACCCACGUGGGCCCGCGCGAGUUCGAGGACGUCUUCAGCAGCCCCCGCACCUCGCUGCGCGCCGCCACGGCUCCGCUGCCCGUGCCCGCCCAGGUCCCGCUGCCGUUCGAGCGGAUGCGGCGGCUGCAAUGCGGUGCGCGCUGCGUGCUCAUGCGGUGGUCCUUUGCGGGCCUGCGGCCAGACGAGGCCGCCGCCGCCGGCCAGACAGCCGCCGGCAGCGCAGAGCCCGACGUCCCGGGGGGGCGCUACGACCUGCAGGCUCUGCCAGAGGGCGCUGGCGAGGACGGUUGGUUGCCCUGCAAGGACGUCUCCCGCGUCGCCGUCGACGGGGCGGCGGCCUGGCUGCUGAGGGUGGUCGACGAGUCCUCGUCUCGCAUCGUCCUCCGCGCCCCCCUCGACGGGGCCCUGGGCACCCACGAGUUCGUCUGUCGCUACCAGGUCAGAUACCAGGCCGCACACGUCGACGCCCCCUGGGUGGAGAUGCCGAUCCAGAACGACCACCUCGCAGACCCCGACCCCCUCGCGGACCGCGCGGGCGCGCUUGUGACCGGCCUCGAGGGCCGGCCGUCGGCGCAGGCUGCUGGCGACGGCGGCGCGGAGGAUCCGCCGCCCGCCGACGGCGGCGGCCUCGGGGCCAUCGAGCAGGACGUGAGUCUGCCGCCGGCCCACCCGACCAUCCCUCUUGCCACGGUGAGCCCGACCGGCCACGUCACGCGCCAGAGGUGCCUGGUGGCCUGCGUCCGCGAGGACGGGCUGAAGCUGGACACGCGCUACGCCUUCUCGGUCCGCGUGGGCGACCUCUUCCACAUGACCGAAUGGUCGGAGCCGUCGGAGGAAGAGAGGCUCGGCACUGCCCUCCCGAGGCUCAGCGUGCCGCCCCCGCACAUCAGCCCGCUGGUGCCCACGCAGGAGCAGGCCAUCGCCGUCUCCGACCUGACGGAGUCGUCCCUCCGGGCCAGCUGGCCCCAGUUCGUGCCCGCGGCCUUCGCCGGGGUCCCGGUGCACGCGGAGGUGGAGUGCCCCUCGGGGGCCUCGGACGCUCUCCCGUACAGGCUGACGGUGACUCCGCAGCCGAUGUCCAGCGACCGGCUUGCCCAGCGGAGCGCCGGCGCGCCGCCGGCGCCGGCGCCGCCGCCGCCCCGCUCCGAGCACCUGCUGUGCUCCGCCUUCCCGCGUGGCACGCCGCCGGACGAGAUCGUGCAGGGCCGCUGCCCCAGCGUGGUCGUCAGCGGCCUCUCCCCGCGGUGCCAGUACAGCCUGGCCCUGCAGGUGCGCUACGCCCGCUUGGGCUCGCGGGGCUGGGCCAGGGCCCUAUGCACGGUCGCGACCACCAAGAAGGCCGCGGCGCAGCACGCGGCCGAGGGCAGCCUCGCCUCGGUCGACGCGGUGCCCGCCCCAAGCCCGCGGCGGCCGCCGAACGCUGCCGCGCCCAGGAUGAUCACCGCCGCGGCCUCGAGCCAGGCGGGCGCCUGGCCCGCCGCCUCGGCGGGCGAGCACUCGCGGCCGGGCACGCCCUCCAGGGCAGACAGCCCCCGCGCGCUGCUGCCCCCGCUCGGCGCCCGGGGUGCGGCAGCUGCGUCGGAGAGCCCGCCGCCGGGCAGCGGAGACCGCCUGGCCAGCGCGGAGGGCACGUCGUGGGCCAGCGGCGCCGGCGCGCCGGAGUGGAGGUCCGCCGCGGACGCGGACCUGGAUCGCGUCAUCGGCGGCACCCGCAGGGGCCUGGGCGUCGCGGCGGGGACCCCUGCGGGCGAGGCCGACGCCGGCGAGCUCCCCUUGCCCUUGGACAGCGGGCCCUUCUGGACGAGGGACCCGUCCGCCCCAGCGGGGGUCGCGGGCCGCCCGGCGAUGCCGCGCAUGCCCGCGGCGGCGCACCCGCAGGCGAUGCGGCGCAGCUGCCGCCGCGACACGCUGAACAAAAGGCCGCGGCGCUCGCGGCCGCGCUGCGGCCCACCGGCGGGACGCCGCCACAUCGCCGAGGAGGAGGUCCAGAGGGCGCUGCACACCGCCGUGAGCGGCAGCAGAGAGCCCAGGACAGGCUCCUGCUCCGCCUGCGGGCGGCGGCCGAGCGCCUGGCCGCCCACCACUCUGCCCAGCCAGCGAUGGCACGAGACGGGAAGGGCAGAGGCAGCGGUGGACGAGGCGGCAAGGGCCACGCCCAGGAAGGAGCAGCGCCGCCAGCAGCGCCCCCUUGGCGCCAGGAGAGGUGGCAGGGCGCUGGAUGGCAAGAACAGCAGUGGCAUGCGGAGCCAGCAGGCGAGGACCCGCCCUGGCGCAGACCGCUAUCACGGCCGCGGCGCUCUGGCCAGGGCUCAAAAAGUCAUUGACUCUGUGGCAGCCUGCACGCUGGACGAGGCCACCUCCCACCCAAAGUGGCAGGCGCCCCCAGCCGACCGCGCAGGCAUCCAGAAGUUUCUGAGCAGCGCUGACCAGAGGCUGAGGAAGCUCGGCGACCUGGUCGUCGCCAAGCAGGCCGCGGGCGACAGCACGAAGGAGCAGUUGAUGGACAUCUCGGUCAUCAAAUACCAGAAGCUGGUCACGAGGAGGCCGAAUGACCAGCUGCAGGUGCUCAGCAAGAGGCGCAAGGCCGUCAAACUCGAAGUCAUCGCCCUCGAGGCCAAGACGAACGAGCUGCGGGACGACCUCAAGGCCAAGCAGCAGGAGUUGAGGCAGCUCGAGUCCAACAUCGCCGACGCGCGGGCCGUGCUCGCCGACGGCGGCGCGGCGGACGACGAGGGCGACUGGGACACGGACGGGUUUGGCUUGGCGCCGAGCUGGGGUGCCUUCCACAAGGCCGUGAUCGAUAGGCGCCUGAACAGCGAAGCACCUGGUGACGGAUUUCCAGCUUGGCCAGCGGGAGUGGUGGGGCGCUCGCCACGCUCAAGAGCCAGCUCGGCAGGCAGCGCAACCAGAGGCUUCGCCGAUCAGGUGGCUAAGGCGAAUGCGGAGCGGGCCCACCAGCAGCAGCGCCAUGCCGAAGCCGAGCAGGAGUUUGCUGCCGAGCUGGCGGAAGUCAGGAGGGUCGCCCGAGAGCAGGCACUCCGCCACAACGCCGAGCAGGCGAAGCUCAGGCUGGCACUCAAGGAGGAGUCAGAGCAGCUGCAGCGCAUCACCGCAGCGGAGAGCGCAGCCCAGCAGCAGCAGCAGAAGCAGCAACACAAGGCUCUCCGCCACGAGAUCAAGAAGCAACAAGCCGAGCAGCUCGAGUUCGCGACGCAGAUGGAGGCCAGGAUAAUCAGCCAUGACGCAGCCUUCAGUCAAGCCAAGGCAGAGGCCGAAGCGGCGACCCAGCGUGCAAAUCACCUGCAAGAGCAGCUUGAGCAUGCCCGAGCGGAGCACCGAGCGCAGCCGCAGCCCCAGGACAGGGUCUACCAAGACCUGCUGCGGGCAAGAGCCGAGGCACAAGAGGCAGUGCGACAGGCCCAGCACGAGAGCGCCCAAGCGACAGCUGCAGCGGGCACUCUCAAGCAGCAGCUCACCAGGCAGGAGCUGGUCAUGGAAGAGAAGCUCCAGGAGGCCAAAAAGAACCACGCCCUCGAGCUUGAAGCUGCCGCCGAAUCAGCCAGGGCCCAGGCAAUUGCCCAGGCCCAAGUGGUUGCCAAUGCCAAGGGAAAAGGGGCCCUCCCGCCGGCAGAAGCGGCCAGGCUGCAAGGGAUCGCCCAGACAGCAGCACGGCAGCAGGAUCGGCUCAAGCAGACCAAAAGCGAGCUCGAGGCAGCUGAAGCCCGCAUACACGAGCUCCAGCAGUACUCCAAGCUUGAGGCGGGCGCUGCGCAGCGUGCAGUACAGGUUGCACACCACGAAGCAGCGGAGCUGAGAAGCACCAACGAGGAGCGGCAGAUCCCGCACGAGGUGCAGGCAUUGCAGUUCGCCCUGCUAAGGACGAGGGCAGAGGAGGAGGAGAUUGCGAAGGCCAGCCUGAAGGACAGGGAGGCAAUGCGGGCAGAGCUCGAAGGCAGUGCUGAGCGAAUAAGGUCAAGUCUCACCCGCCAAGUCAUGAUAGAAGAAGCGAACGCACAUGACUUGCAGCUGCACACAGAGAGCCUGCGACAGGAACUGAGCAGCUACGCGGUGCAGCUGAGCGAGCAAAGGCCCAACGCAGAGGUGCAGGAGCAGGCGCUGGAGGAGGAGCCCGCCCAAGCCCCCACCUUCAGGAUCGCCAGCAUGGAGGAGGCCUCCGCCAUGGAAGACUUUGCCAGCCAGCAGAGGACGGGCAGGGAGGAGGCCAUUCACCUCGCGCUGCAAGAUAGCCUCCAGCGCUCCCGCACGCUACACACCGAGCUCGACGCCAUCGCAAAGAAGGAGCAGCAGGGCGCGUCGGAGACAGAUGAGUUAAAGCUGAGAAUGCAGAGCCUGGAAGCCAUUGCAGCCAGCAGGGAACGUGAACGCAAGGCCAUGGUCAGCCUGCACGCCGAGAUGAGGCAACACGGGCAGGAGGGCUACGACUUCACCAAGAGGGUGAUCUUCAUCCCAGCAUCGCCAGCGCCACUCAGCGAGAGGUCACUCACGCCCACAGUUCCAUUCGGGCAUGAUGAGCAGCGCGGCCAUGGAGGUGGAGAGGGAGCCGACAGCUUCGUAUUGACCCCUCCCCCUGCAUCCCAGCAGAACGCGGAGGCGGCAGCGGCCAGCAUCGAGAGGCAGUACGAGGGCAUCGACAUCCUAACGCGCCAGCACACCUCAGCCGCCGCCGCAGCUGCAGCCCUCGAAGAGGCGUUUGGACCCGCGCCCGCAUUUCCAGGAGAAGACAUCAGCCAGGCCCACAAGGGUCAGCGGGUAGACUCUGGAGAGUCAGGCCGCGUCAACGUCUGCGCCGACGUCGACACUACGACCCUGCACAACAUGGCAAGGAUGGCGCUGGAGAUUUGCCCAUCACGCGAACUGCCGACCAGGAGGACACACAUCUACACGGACGGCAGCUACAACGGCAUCCCACAUACAGCCGCCUGGGCAGUAGUUAUUGUCGACGAGUACGACGACGGGCGCAACUCACGAGGCCCGUUUGGUUUUCAGGGUUUCAUUGCUGGCAAGGUCACCGAGUCCCUAGACGACAUGGCAAACAACGAGAAGGUGACGGCAUACACAGCUGAGCUCACGGCAGUACUUUGGGCACUAAUGUGGGCCCUUGGUCAAGACACCGCCGCGCCCAUCGAGGUCACGCCCGAUGCCCUCAACGUUAUCAACCUGGCCAAAGGCGAAGCCCAAUGCCACGUACAUCCGAGGUUGGGGGCCGCCAUUCGCACGCUUGCUGGCCUCCUCCAACAAGCCCGACCUACCCAGUGGCACCACAUUAACUCGCACAUUGGGCACCCUUGGAACGAGCUCGCAGAUGGGAUAGCAGAUCUAGCUUCGGCCAGCGACCUGGUGGACCCGAACAUUGCAGCAGUGCAGGCGAUCGCUCACAACAAGUUCCUUCCCUGGGAAUGGUUACGCUCAGAGCCAGAUGCGGUCAAGUCCGCAUACCCUCCCUUGCGGAACCAAGACUUCAUCAUCGAGGCCACCCAGCCGCAGGCAGCCCCAGGUGCGAUCCAGAGGCCCAUCAGCACCACCACCAUCAAGGCCGACCUCAACGUGAAUUUGUGCACCUACAACUGCAGAUCACUCAAGGCCGCCGUCAGCUUCAAGUCGGGCAAAGGCAAGGCGGCCGGCAAAAGCAAGCAGAGCCUCUCCAAGGUCACGCACCUAGCAGCACAGUUUGCUGACAUGGGCCUGCACGUCGUGGCCCUCCAGGAGACGCAGAGCGAAGGAGACGUCCGCAACGUAGGAGAAUAUGUUUGCUACUCCUCAGGCCACACGCAGCAGAACAGAGGAUGCGACAUCUGGCUCAACGUCUCCCAGCCAAUCAGUGCGAGUGGGGCAGCGAAGUACCUAAGUGCCAAACACACCCUCGUCCUCCACCAGCACGACAGGCUCUUGAUCAUCAAGACCCGCGUUGCAGGCACAGACAUGGUCAUCGCCUCAGCAUAUGCACCCCACGAAGACUCCCACGCGGCUGAGAAGAGAGAAUUCUGGGAGUCUGCUCAGCGAUUGUCUGCCAAGUAUCGCGUGGACAUCUUUAUGGGGGACCUGAACGGGCGUAUUGGCGACUACGAGUCCCCAGGAGUUGGCACCAGUGGGUACCCAGAAGCGACCAACGGCAAUGGCAAGCACAUCAUCAGCUUCGCUGCCGACACCAACAUGGAGGUCAUCAACACCACGAGGGAUCCAGGCAACAACUCAUUUACGCAUGUCGGAUCGAAGGGGCAGCACCACAGGAUAGACUACAUCCUGCUGAGCUCCUCGAUCGCCCCGUACGUUGCGAGCUGCAGCACGGAGCCAGGUCUGGACCGAGGCACAGCUGCACAAGACCACAUACCAGUACUCGCCACCCUCAAGUGGGCCGUCUGCAAGACCACCAAGGCCUCAGGACCGAGGCCCGACCUGACCAACUUGAACAACGACGUCGCCAAGGCCAGCUUCAAGGAGAUUCUCAAGCAGGCCCCGAUCAUCCCCUGGGAGGUGGACGUCAACACCCACUGCGAGGAGGUCACCAGGGUCGUCAACGACGCGGCCAUCCAGGCCUUCGGCAAGGCCGUCAAGGCAGCGAGGAAGCCCUACGUCACCAAGACUACCAUGGGCCUAAUCCGAGCCAGGCGCCUCACACUCCGAGUCCACCGCGCACUGCUCAGAGGAGAAGCCCAUGACGACCGACCUGGACGACUAGUAGCCCACGCCCACUCUCUUCUUGGAAGCGAAGUCGGGGACUCACUGUCCCUGUGGAGCAGAGAGCGUGGCGACGACGAUGGCACCAUCCACGACAUCCACGACUACGCGCACCUCCUCCUGAACUGGACGAUCUCGCCCAUGGUCUACGCCAUGGCCAUCCUUUCCUUCCUCACCAGGUCCGGGCCCUUCGUUGCCUCGGCCGUCGAGAAGGACCGUAGUGCAUUCCUCAGUCGGCUUGCCUCAACUGCGUCCUCCGCCUCCGCUGCGAACGACGCUGCGGCCCAGUGGAAGGCCUACCGCGACCUACUAAGGUAUGGCGGGAGGAAGGCGAAGUUCCCAGCAGGAAAGCCGAUGCGGCUCGACAAGGAUGGAGAGGUGAUCCACAACUCCCAGGACAUGGCGGACCAGGAGCUCAACCAUUUCGCGAAGAUACAGGCGGGCAAGAUCGUGACAGCGGAUGAUCUUGCCAACAAGUACAAUCACGACAGCAAGACCAGGCCCUUCGACGGCAUGCUGGAUCUCUCGAUGGUGAUGCCCCUGGCCGUCUGCCAGGCCCAGUUCGCUGCGGCCAAGGCUGGGACGCAAGGAGGCCCUGACGGGCUCACGAACGCUGUCCUCAGGGCGGCCCCUACAGAGGCAGCAAGGCUACUGCACCCCCUCUUCACCAAGGUGGCGACCACCGUACGGGAGCCGCUGAGCUUCAAGGGUGGGGACCUGGUCGCAAUUCCCAAAGGAAAAGGCGACCCACGGUACCUCCAAGUCUACCGCGAGAUCCUCUUAAACAACGUCCUGGGCAAGCACCACCAUAAAUACCUAAGGGCCAUGCUCAACACUACCCUCGCCAUAGCGCUGGAGGACAUCCAGGUUGGCGGCCGGCCCAAGCGAGGGGCAGACAUGGCGGUCCUAGCAGCGCGCCUCUUCACAGAGGGAAGUCAGGCCCAAGGGAAGUGCUCCAUGAUUAGCUGCUACGACUUAAAGGAGCCCUUCUACUCGGUUGUAGUCCAGCUGGUCCAUGGCAUCCCAGGCGAGGAGGACGAGGUCAAGGAGGUGCUAGAAAACCUCGAAGUUCCCCUGUGGGCCCAGCCACAACUGGAGCACCUCAUGGCCAACCCAGGGAUACUCGACACAGUGUUGGACGGCUCCCACCUGGCUGCCCUCAUUGCAGAAGGUUACCGCAACAGGUGGACAUCACACAGGUUCUCCCAGAACCUCAUGGCGCCGCACAAGGGCACGAGGCCUGGCGUGCCCCUGGCCGACGCGGACUUCAAUCUGCUAUUCGGCCGAGUCCACCGCAUGAUUGACAGCUACCUUGCGCAGCGAGGGCUACGCAAGGAUAAGCUGCUGGACAGGGGCGGAUAUCCUGGGCGGCAGCGCGCGCAGCUCGGCCUCAUCGGCCGCGGCGCGGGCCAGCUGUCCCCGAGGCUCAAGUCCAAAAAGGCCAGGGACAUGAACCGCGCUGCAUCGCACAAGAAGACGGCAGCGCAGGGAACCAGCGAGGAGAAGGCGUCGCCCACCCCGCACACCGCGGAGACCGCGGCGGCUGGCGAGGAGCAGCCGCAGGUCCUCCUGUCCAUCCGGAGGCCUCCACGCCACGAGGGCCCAGGGGGCGGCUACCCAGCGCUCUUGUCCGCCGCCUACGCGCAGUUCAACCCGUCGAAGAUGGCGGACGUCCCAGCGCUCCUGGAGAAGAACAGAGGCAAAGAGUGCCCGCUGUUCCUCGCGAUAUGCGGCAAGUACGCCAAAAACAAGGACGACUGGCUCGACCUCCUCCGGUGCACCCUGCGCUUCGGAAACGCGGUGCCGUCCGUCGCGGCGUCCGCGGAGACGCAAUUGCAGAACAUCCGCCAGGGCAAGGAGCUGGAGCUGCUGGAGGCGAUCUGCAGGCGGCUGCCAGAGCUGGCGCCCGCGCCCACCGCGCCGCCGCCCGCUCCCGCGGCGGCGCCGGAGGCGCCGCCUGUUGCCGCUGCCGCCGCCGCCGUCGUCGCAGCCGCCGUAAUCGCCGCCGCGCGCAUCGCUCUGGACAAAGGGGGGAAGGCGAACCCCGACCCCCUCGCGGACCGCGCGGGCGCGCUCGUGACCCGGCCGGCCUCGAGGGCUGGCCGCCGGCGAAGGUCGCGCAGCCGGUCGAGCAGGCUUCCGGACGCCGUCAAGAAGACAAAGAAGACCACGAAGGAACACAAGGACCAGAAGGACAAGGGACCGCCGCAGUGUUGGGAAGGAGUGCGGCCCUCCCUGCUGGACCCAGCCUCCAAGAAGGACAAGAAAGGCAAGAAGGACCCGCCCUGGUGGACUGAGGUUGGAGGCCGUUCGGUUAUCAAGCGCAUCCUUGAUUUCAACGGGGUGCCGCUCGAGUGUCCAAAGGAUGUCAGUUUCGACGAGAGUGCGAAGAGUGAGUACGCGGUGACGGUCCCCAGCAACGUCGGCGAGAAUGACGACGGGGACGGGGAGGUCUUCAAGCGCAAGGGCGGGGAUGAGGAGAGUAAGCAGGAGGAUCUGAAGGAGCUCUUCUCCCCACUCUCCAAGGGAGGCACCAGCAAGGUGUUGGCGGCCGACACGGAGUGCAGCAUCAGCCUCGACAGCUUGGCCGUCGAGUCGGAGGAGUUCUUGGAGGAACACGCCUCGUUUGAGUACGCAGCGAAGGUCAGCAACUCCUUCAGCCAGCUGGAGGACAAGGACAUGAAGGACCGCAUCUAUGAGGACAGUAGCACGACUGAGGUCAGCGCUUCCCUCACCGAGCUGGGGGACCAAGACAUGCAGGCCUACAGUACAGUGGAGGUCUUCAUCGAGAUGGCCAAGGCUCUCCUCGAAGGUGGCUAG